UGCCUAUAUGCAUCAAAAAACAUAUACAUACACUUGAAUAAAGAAAUGAAAAAAAAUGAAAGAGCAUUACAUUGAGAAUCGCUUCGAUCGUUACUGUCUGCUGCAAAUUUGAUUGUUUGGGAUUGCAUUUUUUGUUUAUCGAAUAAAUUUUGUACGUACGUCUGUUGUGUAUAUGGUGGUGAUCAAGUGGAGUUUGGAUUAGGGUUUCUGGUAUUGGGGGAUUGCGGGGGAAUUUGCGAGGAGUUCGGUGGUGGGGUAUUGUGGGUUUUCGGAGUAUUUUAUUGGGUUGAAGUUGUGUUCUUCAAUUGGGGAGUGAUAUGUUGGAUUUCAGGAUAGAGGUUGGAUUAGGGUUUGGAGGAAUUUGAGGAUUUUUGGGGAGGGAGGGUUAGGGCUAGGUUCUGGAUUUUCUUGGUAUUGGGGGUUGGAUAAGUGGGCCAGGGAUGAUUCAAGAGCCUGAGCUUGAAGAAGGAGAGACUUGCUAUUUCAAGGAUGAUAGAAGCAUUGAUCCUGAUAUAGCUCUCCCUUACUUUGGAGACAAGGUUCAAAGAAUAUUGGGGCAUCUUCAGAAAGAUUUUGAAGGAGGCAUUUCUGCAGAAAAUCUGGGGGCAAAAUUUGGUGGAUAUGGCUCAUUUUUACCCAUGUAUCAGCGGUCUCCUUCAAUUUGGUCGCAGCCAAAAUCUCCGCAGAGAGUUCAAAAUCCUAACUUGUCUAGAUCUCCUGAUCAUGCCUGUCCAGAGGGUCCUGCCCCUAAUUCUGUCAUGGUCCCUGAUGCUCCUUCUGCUCAGAGAAAUGGCUCUUCUUCCUCCCCUAGCUUGUGCGCAUCACAAACUUUGAAAAUAUCCUCUGAGGAUGCUUCAAUUAGACAAAAAGCAACCUUAUCUGCCAAUAAAGUUGCUGAGGCUCUUCCUGGAAAAGUUGAACUUCCAUCAAGUAAGUUGGGCAAUCUACCCGACCAGAGAACACUGAAGGUUCGCAUCAAAGUGGGACCUGACAGGGUGGCACAAUAUAAUGCUGAAAUAUAUAAUCUGGGACUUACAUCCCCAUCUUCCUCAGAGGGGAACAGUCAUGACGAAAGUGAUGGGCUGCUUGAAUCUCACGAGACUCCUAUUGAUUCUCCUGCCAACAUUCUUCAGAUAAUGACUUCUUUCCCAGUAUCUGGUGGCAUGUUGCUUUCACCUCUUUGUGAAGAUUUGCUGAAGUUAGCUAGAGAAACAGAAGAUUCAGUAGAAAGUGAGUUUGAAGCUGCCCCCAAAAGUUCCACAAUCUCUGUUAGGCUUUUGAAUAAUGAUGUUUUUGGUCAGAAGAAAACAAAAGCUGUUGAUAAGAGCAGAAAAUUUGAGAUUUCAGCAGAUGAAUUUAUAGCAGAUAAGCAGAAAUCUUUGAGUAGUAAUAAUCUGGACUGCAGCGUGCAACCUGUUACUGAUGGAGGCAGGGAAUGUGAGGAGAAUGCGCAGGUUAAAAAGAGGAGAGAAAGUAAGGACAGGGUGAAAGGAUUAUCAGUUUCGGGUGAUUCGGGUAAGGAUGCUUUUAUGGAACACACUUCUGACCAAAGUUGUGUUAAGUAUGAUAGGCCAGAACCCAGAUUCAGUUCUGUAGAGAAGGUUGGGGAACAUCAAGCUAGAAUUUCUCAGAAGGAUGUUUCAGUUGAUCACCAGCAGGACAACAGGAGUCGUGGCGAGAGAAGUCGUGCUUCCUUGAGAGCUUAUUCAGGUAAUUCUGAAGAUGAAAGGGUUAAAGGAGCUAUGGACAACUUGGGUUUAAAAGUUGGUCUGGAUGCAACCUCUAGUAAACAUAAUGGCUUUGGAACCCCUCAUGCUGUAAAUAGGUUAUCAUUUGAAGGUGAUAAAAAGUCAAAAGGAAGUCAAAUUAGUGGGAAAUUGGCGUCAAAAUCAGAUAGAUUAAAGGAUGGUGGUUCUGCUGGACCAAAAAACAAACCCAGUGGAAAGAAGGACGUGCAUAGGCUUCAUCUCAGCCAGAAAGAUGCUGGUCAUACAAGUUUUUCACAUAUGGAGAACCCAAAGCAUUUAUUGGAGAGGCCUUCUGCUGAGAAGCCAAAGAAAUUUAAUCUUGAUGCUGCUAAGGCAAAAUCUGUGUGUGCUGAUAAAUUGAAGGAGAGAUCAAGUAAUAGAAAGUAUAUGGAAAAGGUGAUAUCUGACACGACUUUAGCAGCGCCUCCAGCUGCAGCAAUACAUUCUAAGGACGGAAUCUUCACUGGGUUAGAGCAGACAAUGGCAGCUCCUGUAGUAAUACAGGAAGAUUGGGUCGGGUGUGACCGCUGUCAGAAGUGGCGUCUUCUGCCUUAUGGUACAAAGUCGGAGCACCUGCCUGAUAAGUGGGUGUGCAGCAUGCUAGACUGGCUUCCAGGAAUGAAUCAUUGUGACAUUAGUGAAGAUGAGACUACAAAAGCUCUUCAUGCUUCAUAUCUAGUUCCUGUCCUGGAGAAUCAUCAGAAUUUUCAAGCUGACGGAACCAUGGCUGGAGUAAUUUCAGUUGGUGCACAUCAUUUAGAUCGGAACUACCAGAACUGUGCUUCAGAUCAAAUAAAGAAGCAGAAACUGAAAAAGAAACAGAAUGAAGUAAGCAUGACUGAUCCUGUUCCUUAUAGCGGUAAAAAGAAUUUGCAACGGCUGGCUGUGAAAAAUGGGAGCUCAAAGGAGAUCAAGCAAUCACUUUCAGGGGUAAGUGAAACAAACAAAUCGGGUAUGCAGCACCCAAAUAAAUCAGCAGUUGUACCAAAAUCAAGUAAACGAAAAAGUGAGCAUGUGAUUGGAGAUGAUGCAAAUCCAAGGAAAAAAGUCAGGAAAGAGUCUGCUCAGCAUGAACAUGGGAAGGCGAAAAAGAUUAAGUAUAAAGCUGCUCUUAAUGUGGACAACUUUCAGAAUUCUGGUGGGAACCUAGGUAUGCUUGGCAACAGUUUGACAUCUGGUUUGCUGAAUAAGGGAGUUUUGAAGGAUGGGAAGAAAAAGAGUGCAGGACAAGAGGUAAUUUCUGGGGAUGCAGGCAAUUUCCAAAUUUAUGUGAAGAAGCAGAAGGAUCAAGUGCAGGAUUUAGCAGAUGCUGGGCACUUGGGUGUCAAAACAGGUAAUGGUGGAGAAUUAUCUACAAAGAAGAUAAAAUUAAAGGAUUACGAAGAUGGUCAGUAUCAGUUAGAGACAAGGCAAAAUAAUGGGAACAAUAUCCAGGACAGAAAAGUUUCCACCAAAGACGACAGCAAGGUUGGUGAUUCUCAUAGAGAGAAGAGAUCGCAAGUGUCUCAGAUUGAAGAGAGGGAUUCCAAAAGAAGCAAGCUUGAUGACAUACCAAAAAGAAAAAGCAUAGAAGCUGGAGUUCAUUCAUCAGGAAGUAAAGAAUGUCCAAUUAAUAGGGAUAUUGAGAAAGAACAGGUAACAAAGUCAAGAGGAAAACGGGGGCUAACCAUUGAAGAUAUAGAUAAACUGAGAAAGGAUUUAGGGUGUGAACAGCUGUCAACGGCUGCCACUUCAAGCUCCUCUAAGGUUUCUGAUUCCCGUAAAAACAGGGUUAGUUACAUGGAGAUGAAAGGCUCACCUGAUGAAUCAGUUUCCUCGUCUCCCAUGAGGGUAACCUAUAUGAAUCAGGUCUCACCAAUGAUGAUGGCAACUGCAGGGAAGGUUGACUCUAGAUUGAAUGAUGUUCCUACAACAGGCAGUGUGAAGAAAAUUCGGGGCAUGAAUGGAAGUUCUGAGUUGGGCAUAGCCAGGAAGGGGUCAUCAGGUCUCACCAAUGAUAAUGGCUCGGAAAUCUUAGAUUCAAAGAAUAAAUUGAAAGAAGAGACAGCUUUCGGUGACAACCAUCGUGCACCUAAACAUGAAGUAUCAAGUAACACGGGACAUCCUUUCUCUGAUGAGUCUAGCAUAAAAUCUGUUAAAAAUGGUGCAAGUGUUAGCAAGAGGGAUAUUGGGAAAUCGGGUGAUAGCAGAAGUGAGAACCCGUCUGCACAGGGGGAGCAAAUUUCCACCCAGACCGAGCCAUGGAGUGGAAAGUUGCGCAUUGACCUGCGUCAGGGAGAUAAACAAGGUGAAUUAUGUCCUAGCAAAUAUGCAUCAGGAUCAUUGGCAUCCUCCAAAAAAGGUUUCAUGGAUGCGAGAGCCCUUGAUGCUUCUGUUGUUGGCGAUACAUCUAAAGCUCUAAAAGACACUGCUAUUGCCCGCCUUCAGAAUGGGACCCACCACUUCUUCAAUAAUGUGGCAGAGCGAUCUCUGGCCCAGGACGCAACCCUUGGAAACAAGAAUGUUUCUGGUAUUACAACGUCUACUGUUUUGAAAGAAGCUGAGGAUGUCUUGAAAGAAGCUGAAGAACUUAGAAUUCAUGCUGAUUUAAUCAAGAACUCUGGUUUUAGUUCGGAAAGUAAUUAUGAGUACUUUAAAGCUGCCCUAAAGUUUCUUCAUGGCGCUUCACUUUUAGAGGCCUGCAAUGGAGAAGGUAGCAAACAUUUGGGGAUGAGUCCGAUGCAGAUGUACGGUACAGCUGCCAAACUUUGCAAAACCUGUGGAUAUGAAUAUGAAAAAGGCCAUGAAAUGGGUGCUGCUGCCUUGGCCUAUAAAUGCGUGGAAGUCGCUUACCUGAGAGUAGUUUAUUGCAAAAGUUCAACUACAAACCGAGUUUGGCUUGAUUUGCAAUCAAGUCUGCAGAUGGUUCCACAAGGCGAGUCUCCAUCAUCUUCUGCAUCUGAUGUUGAUAACUUAAACAAUUUAGCAGCGGCAGACAAGGCCACUUUGUCUAAAGGCAGUGGUUCUCAUGCUGGGAAUCAUGUUAUAGUGCCUCGCAACCGCCCCAACUUUGUUCGGCUGCUUGACUUUACCAAAGAUGUAAACUCUGCAAUGGAAGCUGCCAAAAAAUCGCAGGAUAUGUUUGCAGCCGCUCGUGUGGAACUAGAAGAGUCUGAAAAUAAAGAGGCCAUUGUUUCUGUUAAGAGGGUUAUUGACUUCAGUUUCCAAAAUGUAGAGGAACUCGUACGUUUGGUAUGGCUCGCAUUUAAUACCAUCAACCAUCAAGGUCCCAGUGGCGGUAGAGAGUAGUCAAGCUGUACAUAUUCGCAUUCAACUAGUGUAUUUAUUCCCUUUCUGGGCCGGGCUGUGGAAAGAAGCAUAUUGGCACGCACUUGCGAAUAUGGUGAAGAAAGAAGAAGGUUAACGGCUAAUCACAUUUCAGUACACAGGUACAAAAUGGGGUUAAUUUGUCGUUAAUCUUGUGAAGACAUUUUUGAAUCUUCGGCUUCUCUUUCAAGACACAAGGCAUAUGCUCAAAACUUCCAUACAACAUUGUCCCGGAUAGCAAGAUAUGAAUCAUGUGCAUGUUCGAGUGCAAGAUUCCGAGCUCAUGUAAGAUUGCAGUUUUGAUAUUUUAGGUUAUAGAUUAUCCGUAGUUAGAGAAGAGACUAUUCAAUAGGGAUCUACGGCACAUAGUUAUCAUCCGAGGGGGCUAAUUUCAUAAUAUAGUCAUUACUAGUCCUUUCUUAUGAGGCACUUUUUCUUAUGUUUCCGUAUAUCAUUUUUUUCUGUAUAAUAGGGAUCGACAUUUGAGAGGGAGUUGCCCCUGCAAUUGUAAAGUAAACCGUCUCCUUUUGGUUUAUCCUUCUUUAGAACCGAAAAACUCUUUUAAAUAACGAUCACCAUUGUGUCCAUAUUAUAAUCUCUAUUGUGGAGGUAUAAUCUUGAUCUGAUUGCUGUUA
Molecule: messenger RNA, 5689 nt
Organism: Sesamum indicum (sesame)
Lineage: Eukaryota; Viridiplantae; Streptophyta; Magnoliopsida; Lamiales; Pedaliaceae
Source: RefSeq, a predicted model, not a curated record